Linum tenue is the source of this 576-nucleotide messenger RNA. The record is from the annotation of a GenBank genome assembly. Lineage: Eukaryota; Viridiplantae; Streptophyta; Magnoliopsida; Malpighiales; Linaceae.
AUGGACCUCAACAACGAAACCUUCCUUGUCACAUUCAACAACGAUCAAGACUACCUUCAAGCGCUCACUGGCGGUCCGUGGGAGAUCCUGGAUCACUACCUAGUCGUUCAUCAAUGGACGCCGACGUUUCGUACAUCAGAUAAACCCCACCGAUCCGUGGUAGCCUGGGUUCAGCUACCGGAGCUGCCCGUUCAUUUCUACCAUCGGGAGGUCUUAUUCGCUCUCGGUAACCUCAUUGGGCGUACUGUGAAAUUGGAUUAUCAUACAGAGAUGUUACAGAGGGGAAAGUUUUCAAGGAUUGCUGUAGAGCUCGAUAUGACUAGACCAUUGCCAACGAGAAUCCGACUCGACGGCGCCUGGCAACAAAUUUUGUACGAAAACCUCCCUCAAAUUUGUUAUGAGUGUGGACGAAUCGUACACACGGAAGAUAGAUGCGCGACGAAAGUUAAGAUGAUUCAACAAUCUGACAACAUGGCGACGGCGGGGCAACAACCACCGGAAAAUCUGCAACCGGAGCCUCCCGCCGGCUACGGGCCAUGGAUGCAGGUCACGCGGAAGAGUCGGAAGAAUUCCUAA